AUGAAAUUAUAUGGCCUUUAUUAUAACUUUAUAACACUAUAUUUAUUUUUGAUAAACCUUAUAAUAAUAACGAAAUCACAAUCAUUUUUCAACUAUACAGAGAGAAAUUUAAAUGAAACUUUCUCUCAAAAUGGAUCACCUCUUAUAGCAGAUAUUAAAACUUACGAUGAUGGAACGAUUCUUGUUCAUAUUGUACGAUUUGAUUCAACACAAACAAUUGAUUGUUCAAGAUUUCAUGGAAUGAGUUUAGAACAGCAAAUACAUAUUAGAAUUAUUCAUUUAAAUGGAACAGUUAAAGAGAUCGAACCUGAUUUAAAAUUGCAUCCAAUAAAUUAUUGCUUAUUCAAUAAUGCCAAAUACAAAUUUAACAAAUUUAACAACGUAGUCGUAUACUUAAAAGAUACUAAUUAUCAAAAAAAUAAUGCAAGAAUAUUUCGUGAUAUAAUAAAUCCUAUUACAAUUUACCCUUUACAAAAGCAGUUCAUUUUAGUAACUUAUAUAAAAACUACAAAUUCUUCUUAUCUUACAUCUUUUGAUGAGUGGGGAGAAAUUAUUGAUUGGAAUGGUAAAAGUCGAAGUUCAAUACGUUUAGGUAUUUGGGAUAAUAGUGCAAUUCAGUUAAAUGUAAACCAGAAACUUGGAUUUCUUAGAUUUGCUAAUGUAAAUUCACAUUUGAUUGGAUUGAAGCAAUAUUCAGUAGAUAAUUUCGGAAAUUUAACACAAUUAAUAAAUGAUAGUAUUAGAAGUUACACUUUUCCGUUCUUCCCGAUCGCAAAAAUGCCCACUGGUGAUAAUGGUUAUGCAAUAGUUGUUACCUUUACGGUUGAAAGUAAUAGCGUCAAUUCUUUUAUCCAAAAUGGCGAACUUUAUUUAAUCUUUAUACCUUACAACAAAGCAGCAAAUAAUAACGGUCCAAAGCUUUUCUAUAAAAUAACACAACCAAAUAUAAUUAACUCAGCUUAUUGUAAUAUAGAUCCUUUUGCUGAAGGUAUCUAUUGUACAGUAUCCGACAAUAGUUCGCACUAUACACGAAUUAGACUUUCUUCGUCAAAAAUUUCUGGUUUACCAACUUUCACUGCAAUAUCUGAUCUCCCUAACAUAACAGGUCUGUUUCAGCAAGGUUGGGAAACAAAAGCUAUGCCAUUUGGUGGCUAUAUAUUAGAUGUUACAGCUCAUGACGAUAAUGAUAACAAUACUUAUCAUUAUAUUUAUGCUUAUGAUGAUUUCAAUACUUUAAUUACUUCAAAUUCAUCGGGACCUUAUCUUACAAAUUUUCUUGGUGCAAAUGCUAUUAUAAGGAAUAAUACUUUUCUACUUGCUUCACCUCAUACAAAUGAAAAUUCUUGGUCUUUGCUUACUAUUCAGUUACCUAAAGUUCGUCAAGAUAAUGGCUAUGAUAAUGUACUGAUAAAAAAAACUGUUCCGUCAAUCAAUGCUACUGUCAAUUCAUCAACUACCGCCCUGAGCAUCACCUUCAAAGAUCGGCUUGUUUUGUCAACUGGCAACAUCACCAUUUACAAAGCUUCUGAUAACAGCAUUAGACAAAGAGUUUCAGGAAAAAUGCAAGAUUUUUGUAAAAUCGAUCCAGAUGGGUUUACUGUUAAC
This is a messenger RNA of Dentiscutata heterogama, 1605 nucleotides long. NCBI's taxonomy places the organism in Eukaryota, Fungi, Glomeromycota, Glomeromycetes, Diversisporales, Gigasporaceae. The record is from the annotation of a GenBank genome assembly.